AUGAACGAGAAAUGGCGAGAAAUGCUGCAAAGUUCGAUCUACCACGAACGUCUAUUUGCAGUAGUUACUGACGAGGCACAUGUCAUUCCAAAAUGGUAAGAUCUAUUGAUAGUUAAAUAUUGCUAUAAAUCAGUGAAAUCCAGGGAUGGCAAAUAUGUUUAUUAUCAAUUUUAUUAUUGUCUUUUAUUAUUAAAAUAAGAUUGGAAAUGAGGCUAAAUUCAAAAUGACUUUAAUUUUCUUAAAUAAUAAAAAUAUUAUUGUUAUUAUUAUUUAUAUUUGCCUAUUUACUUAAUAAAAUAAUAAAAAUUACACUACAUAUACAAUCACAUAUAUGACAACAUAAUUUAUAUGGACAUCAUAUAAAUUCAGGGACGCCGGAACGAUGUCAAGGCAAGGGGAGCAGAUUUUCGCCAAAGGGCACUUCUGAAUUGAUAUAUACUAAGAGAUGUUUGCAAAACAUCGGGAUUUGAACUUUUCCUAAUCAUGUUUUCUAUUUAUUGAAUGAUAGGGGUGUGAGGGGGUUCUCGGCCAGGCGAUUGUGCUAUUCUUGAAGCUUGAUGACUGCAUUUCUUGCGUUUUCUGAAGCAAAUUCGCAAAAGAACUAACAUUUCUGGCAAUCGCUAUUUCGCCAAGGCAAUCCUUUAAAUUGAAAGGGCACCUCUGCCCCCCCCCUUACCCCUCCUGGUAUAGGGGAACGGGGUUCGCUGCCCCUCCUCCCCCCCAGUUCCGGCGUCCCUGUAUAAAUUCAUGUUAUUAAUGUUGAAGUUGUAUAUAGAUGAAUUUUAAAGGUUAUCCGAAAAUUGUCUUUAAUCGUCUUAGCUACCCAAGAUGAAAUGUCAGCCUUACCCUGGGUUGAACUCGAGCCCAUGGCUAAAAAGUUGUCAUGUGAUCAUUUUAUCCCAUGGAUGCAAAAGUUAUUUGAUUGAGGAAUUUUUACAUUUUGUUCACAUAUUUCCCUUUGUUUUUUUUCCAUAUGUUACCUGAUACUCUAGCACAUGCAUUAACCCUGGUGCUGAAUUUGUCAAUUUGUUGAAUUUUAUUUAAGAUGGGCUGAAUUCAACCCCCGGGUUGAAAAUGCAUUUUGUAAUUGGCCCUUUAAACUAGUCACAAUUAUUGGUAAUUCCCAUUGUCAGUGGUCAUUGGUGUAUGCUUUGUCUGUCAUAAAAGAAUACAAUGGAUUGCCAAUGAAUUGCUACUAUUUGUUAAUUAACCCGACUUCAACAUCAGGAUUUCAGCUUGCAUGUUUGCAAACAUUAUUUCAAGGAUUGGUGUAUGUUCACACCUGACAUUCUACAUGUUCCAAAAAUAUUGUAUUCCUGAUCCACUAUAGAUUAAAGAUAAGUGGGAACAAUGCCAGCUAAUAUGUUAAUGCUAUCAGUCAAAAUCAGACUAACCUUAUGGAAUUUAAUCAAUAUUGUCAAAAUGUUGCCAUUAUGACCCAUAUGGUGUGGAUUAGAACCAUUUUGAGCAAGCCCUUUCUUUGGUGUGCCAAUGUUCUCCACUUUUGAAAGUGGAUAUAAAUUAAUAUUUUAUGAUGGGUAUUAUUCAAAAUACAACAUUGAUGAACAUGCAGGAUGUCUCAAUUAAGUUUGAAUGAAUGAAUUUAAAGGUCAAUAAAAAAUAAGCAAAUUGAAAUUCUAUGUAUAUGUAUAGUAUUGAGUUUGCUUUUAUUCUUCAGGGGAUUUGGUAACUCUAAGGAAAAGCUGAUAGCUUUUCGUGAAUGCUUUGGUCGUCUUGGAGAGUUAAGAUCACUAAUUCCUGAUUGCACACCAAUACUUGCACUUACUGCAACGGCUGCGCAGAAAACAAAAGAGGAAAUAGUUACAUCAUUGAGUUUCAGAACUGACCACUAUGAAAUCAUAGUGAGUCCUGACCGCCCGAAAAUUUAUUUGUACAGAGCUAAAGUGAGUGAUAACCUCUUGAAGUCCUUUGAUUGGCUCCUCGGCAUGCUGCAAUCAGAAUGUGAUUUAUGUCCUAAGACUCUGGUAUAUUGUAAGUCAAUUAAAGAUUGCGGUCAAUUAUUCACAUUUUUUAAUAAUCAUUUAGGAACAUUAGCUUAUGCAAAUGGUGCUGAAAAAAAUUCAAAAAACAUGUUGAUUGGAAUGUACCAUCAUAACACAAUUGAUAAAAACAAGAAAAUAGUUACUUCGUCACUUUACAAUCCUAAUGGGAAAUGCAGAGUUAUUUUUUGCACCAAUGCAUUAGGGAUGGGUAUUAAUUUCCCUGACAUCAGGUACAGUAUGUUCUACAUUAUGGUCUCCCACGAAAUGUAGAGGACUUCCUUCAAGAAAUUGAACGAGGUGGUCGUGAUGGAAAAUCUGCCAUGGCUAUUCUCCUCUUCCGAGGAAAGCAUCUCAGAAAAUGUGACACAUCCAUAAAGAAUUAUUCCAAUGGUGAUAACGUUGAAUGUCUGCGAACCCAUAUUUUAUCAGAGUUUUUUCAGAUUAAACAUGAUUCUGUAAGACAUGACUGCUGCCUUUUAUGCCAUGAGAAGUGCCACUGUAAUGGAGAUAACCCAUGUGAUAAACAGAUCCCCAUUAAUCUUCACAAGAAUCGUCCAGAAUCAAAUUCAAAAACAUUGUGGAAAAAACGAAAAGUAAUGGCAGAUGAGAUCAAACUUCUUGAAGAGUUGCUAAAUGAUUAUCAACAAAAGCUUAUCAGUUCAUGUCCUACUUGCUAAUGCACAACUGGAUUCAGCGACAACUUAAAGAAGUCUAUCCUGUCGAAGGCUAUAAAUACAUACUUGAUAUUGAGUAUGUUUUGCACAAUCUGUAUGUUUUUAAUGUGCAGCAUGCAAUAUUACCUACAUGUGUGCUGAAGUGUUCGGUGACUUUGAUGUGCAUAUUGAUGAGAAGUAUACCAAUAUGGCAAAAACAAGUCAAGCUGUUAGUGGUGACGGAUUUUAUGAUUUGGAUUUUGGAGGUAUCUAUGCUGAAUAUCACGAGGAAUCAGAAAGUAGUGAGUCUGAAUGUGAAUUUCCAUAA
Paramuricea clavata is the source of this 2984-nucleotide messenger RNA. The record is from the annotation of a GenBank genome assembly. NCBI's taxonomy places the organism in Eukaryota, Metazoa, Cnidaria, Anthozoa, Malacalcyonacea, Plexauridae.